CGAUUACUGGGUGACACAGUUGGUAUUUAAAAAUGGCGGAGUGUAUGGCUGCACGCCUGAGCGCUCAGGAGGAGCAGAUCCGGCUGCUCAGCCUGGAGGUCAGCCUGCUGCGGGACGGGCUGUGCGGCGGUCCCGGCGCAGCGUGCACUCUCGCCAGCACCCCGGAGCUGGAGAGCCUGCGGAGCGAGAACGAGAAGCUAAAGUAUCGGCUCCUACAUCUGCGGCGGGGGCUGCAGGCAGAGCUGGAGCUGGAAGCACAAGGCCGACAGGACGCAAAGGAAUGCCAGGAGAAGGAGAAAGGAAAAGGAAACGUCAGUAAUACCCACAGAGAUUCCCAGCCUGCAGUGACCGAGUCCAAGCAAGCAGAUAAAACCAAGAAGAAGGAGAAGCCAGAGAAGGCCAAGGGAGAUGGUGGGGUGGGAGAGCUCCGUCCCUGGCCUGCCUACAUCGAUGAGCGACUCAAGCUGUAUGAGGAAUUGAAGAGAGAAAGUGAUGCCCUGCUGGCCAAGAGAGCCACAGAGAGUCACCCCAUCUCUGUGGAGCUGCCAGAUGGGAGGACAGUGGAGGCCCUGGCAUGGGUGACCACCCCCUACCAGCUGGCCUGUGGCAUCAGCCAGGGCCUGGCUGACAACGCCGUGAUCGCGCGCGUGAAUGGGGAACUGUGGGACCUGGACAGGCCCCUGGAGAAGGACUGCUCCCUGGAGGUGCUGCGCUUCGACAAUGAAGACGCUCAGGCGGUGUACUGGCACUCCAGUGCCCAUAUCCUUGGGGAGGCUAUGGAGCGCUUCUAUGGUGGCUGUCUAUGCUAUGGGCCACCCAUCGAGAAUGGCUUCUACUACGAUAUGUACCUGGAUGAACAACGAGGUGUGUCAAGCAAUGAAUUUGGGGACCUGGAAGCAAUCUGCAAGUCGGUGGUGAAGGACAAGCAGCCCUUUGAGAGGCUGGAAGUCAGCAAGGAGACACUGCUGAAGAUGUUUAAGUAUAACAAGUUCAAGUGCCGCAUUCUGAAUGAGAAAGUCACAACACCCACCACUACAGUCUACCGAUGCGGGCCCCUGAUUGACUUGUGUAGAGGACCGCACGUCAGACACACUGGCAAGAUCAAGGCCAUGAAGAUCUACAAGAACUCCUCCACAUACUGGGAGGGCCGCUCAGACAUGGAGACCCUGCAGCGCAUCUACGGGAUCUCCUUCCCCGAUUCCAAAAUGCUGAAAGAGUGGGAGCGCUUCCAGGAGGAGGCCCGGAACCGCGACCACCGCAAGAUCGGCAAGGAGCAGGAGUUGUUCUUUUUCCAUGACCUGAGCCCCGGCAGCUGCUUCUUCUUACCACGUGGGGCUUACCUUUACAACACCCUCACUGAGUUCAUCAGGGAGGAGUACUGGAGGAGGGGCUUUCAGGAGGUGGCCUCCCCGAACAUCUACAACAGCAAGCUGUGGGAGACCUCAGGCCACUGGCAGCACUACAGCGAGAACAUGUUCUCUUUCGCGGUGGAGCAGGACAUCUUCGCCCUGAAGCCCAUGAACUGCCCGGGUCACUGCCUAAUGUUCAGCCACCGUCCGCGGUCCUGGCGAGAGCUGCCGCUGAGGUUGGCCGAUUUUGGGGUGCUCCAUCGGAAUGAGCUGUCCGGGACGCUCACAGGCCUCACGAGGGUGCGCCGCUUCCAGCAGGACGACGCCCACAUCUUCUGCACCAUGGAGCAGAUUGAGUCGGAGAUGAAGGGCUGUUUAGACUUCCUGCGCUGCAUCUAUGCGGUCUUCGGCUUCACGUUCCAACUCCACCUCUCCACACGCCCUGAGAAGUACCUGGGUGACAUCACCAUCUGGGACCAGGCCGAGAAGCAACUGGAGAAUAGUCUAAACGAGUUUGGGGAACCAUGGAAGCUCAACCCUGGAGAUGGUGCAUUUUAUGGACCCAAGAUUGACAUUAAGAUCAAAGACGCCAUCGGCCGGUACCACCAGUGUGCCACCAUCCAGCUGGACUUCCAGCUGCCCAUUCGUUUCGGCUUGACGUUCGUGGGGAAGGAUGGGGAUGACAAGGCGCGGCCAGUCAUCAUCCACCGCGCCAUCCUGGGCUCCGUGGAGAGGAUGAUCGCCAUCCUGACUGAGAACUACGGCGGGAAGUGGCCUCUCUGGCUGUCUCCGCGUCAGGUGAUGCUGGUACCUGUGAAUCCAGCCUGUGAAGAAUAUGCCAAAAAGGUGUGUAAGCAGUUUGUGGAGGCUGGCUUCAUGGCAGAUGCUGACCUUGACUCCAGCUGUCUUCUCAACAAGAAAAUUCGCAACGCACAGUUAGCCCAGUAUAACUUCAUUUUGGUGGUGGGUGAGAAGGAGAAGCUCACGAACGGCGUGAAUGUGCGCACGAGGGACAACAAGGUGCACGGGGAGCUGUCCGUCGCGGAGGUGCUGGCCCGGCUCACCCUGCUGAAACAGUCCCGCUGCCGCAACGCCGAGGAGGAGUUCUGAGGAGGAGCUCGAAUCGCUGCCCCCUCCCCGCUCGCGUCACUCGACCAGCCCUCUCGGUGUGCCUUCAGCCAUGGGAAAUUGCACAGCACAGGGGGUACACCCUCAUCUUGAAGGGAAUGUGGUUUGUUUGAAAAGGUAUAGCUGAUGGAAGUGGAAAGUAUGGUUUGGGUCUGGAACUAAUGGCCAAGGUUGAAUUAACAUGACAAAGAAUUAAAUGAAAAGGUCACAGACUAAAUCCUUGGGUUUCUCACAGCAGUACUCAUAGAGGCUUGAAAAUGGCACUUAUUACUCACUUUGAAAUGGCUAUAGAAAAAUCAGUCUUGCUACCUGCUGAGGUAAUUUGACACCUCAGUGUGGCGAGUACUUUCGUGAGCAUUUAAAUGAAGGAAUUGGCUCAUAGUAGACCUUAUUGUCAUUGUUGCAGAUAUACUUUUCAAAGGUAUUUGUAUGUUGGUAUGGUAUGACGUUUGUCAUGGGUGUGGGAUGGGGAAGGAAAUCUGAUUUGUGAAGCCUUGUACUAUUUGUUCCUGUUACAGGGUGCUUCUGAUGGCUGCAAAAUAAACCACUGUUUCUCA
Messenger RNA from Megalops cyprinoides (Indo-Pacific tarpon), 3034 nucleotides. Its product is annotated as threonine--tRNA ligase 1, cytoplasmic-like. Gene Ontology annotation, molecular function: threonine-tRNA ligase activity; ATP binding. The transcript has 19 exons. Lineage: Eukaryota; Metazoa; Chordata; Actinopteri; Elopiformes; Megalopidae. Gene Ontology annotation, biological process: threonyl-tRNA aminoacylation. Gene Ontology annotation, cellular component: cytoplasm. The record is from RefSeq and is a predicted model, not a curated record. The coding region runs from base 33 to 2459 and encodes 808 amino acids.